This is a messenger RNA of Ctenopharyngodon idella (grass carp), 3475 nucleotides long. It is a transcript of the gene syt13, whose product is annotated as synaptotagmin XIII. NCBI's taxonomy places the organism in Eukaryota, Metazoa, Chordata, Actinopteri, Cypriniformes, Xenocyprididae. The transcript has 6 exons. The record is from RefSeq and is a predicted model, not a curated record. The coding region runs from base 255 to 1520 and encodes 421 amino acids. Gene Ontology annotation, molecular function: calcium-dependent phospholipid binding; syntaxin binding; phosphatidylserine binding. Gene Ontology annotation, biological process: cellular response to calcium ion; regulation of calcium ion-dependent exocytosis; regulation of dopamine secretion.
UCCCUUCUGUCUAUGUCUGCCUCUCUUUCCUCAUCUCUCUCUCCCUUUUGCUCUGUCUGCCUGGCUGAGUUGGUUUCAGACAGUGCAUCACACACGUGCCACUCUAUGUCACUAGUAUCUCUCCACUCAUCUCCUCUCUCCUCCUCUCUCACCAUGGAGGCACAUAUCUGAAGAGUGGAUUGUUCCUCCUGUUUUCUCCUCUUCUCUCCUUUGCACUUCAUUCGGUGUGUUUGGGUGUCUGCUUCAGGGUGGGAAUGCUCGUGUCUGCGACAGCGCUGUUGGGGGCUACGUUGGGUACCGUGUCUGGAGUGUUGACACUGUGUGGUCUCUCCCUGCUUUGUAAGAGCUGUAAGAAGGGGAAACUUGAGAGAGGGGACGAAACUGACCCAGAGAAAGCCAAACCCAGUAUCCUGCAUACUCUAACACAGUUCAGUGUGCAGAAGUGCACCGAACCCAUCCAGCCUCAAGCAUCUUUGAAGUUCCCUAAAAUCUACCGGCCUAAACCUUCUGUCACUUCUCAAGAGGUAAUAAACUACAAAGAACAUGGAGCUGCCAAUGACACGUCUGCUGCCAAGCUCGACACCUGUAACCAGGCAACCGAACGUGAGGAGGUCUUCUCUCUCCCACGGCAAGCUUCUGCAGAUGAAAUGUCCUGCAUAUCUGAGCAAACCGGUGGCAUGACGACAAGUAGCUCCAUCCUAUAUCCUAAACUGCACUUCUCAAUCAGCCUGCACAAAGAGAGUGGAGAACUACACAUCAGCAUUGUAGAAGCGGAUAAUAUAUCAGUGGAUGCAGGAUGUGAAGGUUAUAUAUCAGGGUGUGUGAGUGUCUCUGAAGAGCAGAAGCACGCUCAGACAGCGGUCCACAAGCUGGCAGCACAUGUGCAGUGGGGAGAGGAGCUGGUGUUCACCCUCCCUGUAGAGGGCACCGAAGACACGGAUGGUCUAGAUGGAGAGGUGGCCCUCUCCCUUCACUGCUGUGAUCGAUUCUCCCAUAAUUCCACUCUGGGCACGAUGCGCUUUAAGCUGGCUGAUGUAAGCAUGAUGUUGGAUGCUGACUGCUGGGUUGACUUACAGCCACCCAAACAGCAGGAAGUGGCAUCAUCAGCUGGAGAGCUACUAUUGUCACUCAGUUAUCUGCCAGCAGCCAAUAGACUUGGGGUGGUAGUAAUGAAGGCUAGAGGACUUCAGUCAGACAAACUGAAAGACAACAUAGAUCUUUCAGUAAAGUUGACUUUGAAACAUCAAAAUGCCAAACUGAAGAAGAAGCAGACACGGAGAGUGAAGCACAAGAUGAAUCCGGUCUGGAACGAGAUGAUGAUGUUGGAGCUGCCCAGUGAGCUACUGGCUAAAUCCAGCGUGGAUUUGGAGGUACUGAACCUGGCUAGUCCCGGGACCCUGCUCCCCCUGGGCCGCUGCAUGCUGGGGCUCCACACCUCCGGCACUGGCCUGCAGCACUGGAAACAGAUGCUAGAUAAUCCACGCAAGCAAAUUGCAAUGUGGCAUCCUCUAUACACCUAAGAAUACAGUUUAAUAUUCUUCAAACCACCACUUAAACGCAAUGAUUUGUUAAACACGUGGUUGAAUUUUUACAAUAGUACUCUAUUCCUGUACACAGAUAUGUAGUACUCCAAUAUAAUAAAUAUUUAAGUAGAUAUAAUAAACGAACCCAGCUGUUAUCGUUUCGUAAUAUGAAACUAACUUCUCUGCAGGUAAACUACUUGUUACACAGUAGUUUAGAGUAUUUUAAUCUAAGCAGUGCUGCAUUAAAUGUUGGUGUUGUUGUUAACGUGUGUUUAAAAUACUCAUUGCUGUUUUAAACUGGUCCGAGUCGGAGCCAUCUUGAACAUUAUGACUGAACAACCCACCCAAUCAGGCAAAUGGCUCAUACCAAGUUUGGCAGAACAGACGUCCCUCAUAAUUAAUCAUAAACAAACAAUCACAACAAAUUUUAGGUGAAAACAAUCUUUGCCAGAUGAAGCCCUAAUAUGAUCCACAGACAGCAUCAAAGUACAGAAAUCAGUCUAAUGUGGUCAGAACACUUAGAGAGAUAACAAAACAUUAAAACAUUUUUGUUUUCCUGCUAUGUAGGGUUAUGGAUCCUCUUAGUCCCACUGUCACAGCUGGAAUGAUGGAGCCAUGCUCACUAACUGUUGAUUGUGGCUAGUAUCUUUACAACAGUAAUGCACUAAAUAAAUAUACAGGGUCUUAUUAGGGCAGCUUUACUCUUCUCAAGAUGCACGCAUAGUAUAAAAAUGUAAAUGUAUCACUGUCUUCUAAUUUAAAAAAAUGUAAAUAUAUAUAAAUAGCAGGAUAUGUAUACUAUAUAUAUAUAUAUAUAUAUAUAUAUCAGGCAACAGAUCCUGAUGUUGUAAAAUGUUGAAAUUUGAAUUUUAAAGAGAUAGUUCACCCAAAAAAUACUCCCCCUCAAGUUGAAUUAAUUUCUUUCUUGAGGGUGAGUAAAUGGUAACAGAAUUUUUGGCUGAACUAUCCCUUUAAAGAUGUUUGCCCCAUGUAAAAGUAUGGAUGUUUUAACCUAAAAAGUAUGUACUUUGACCUAAGUUAGUAUAUGCUUCCUUCUCUCCAUUUCCAAGCCAAAUUGUAGCCAAAUAUAACCCUGAUUUAUUCCAGAAAUGUAUUUGUGUUUCAUCAGGGUGCACAUUCUACAGAUGACAUGCCUAACAACUGACAUCAAUAACAGUAAUAUUUAGGCCUCUUAAACACAUACUGACCACAACCGCUCCUCUGACCAAUGCAUCCAAAUUGUAUGUAUCAAAUAUUCUUGGAAGGAAUGCAUAUUCUGUGCUAUAAUCAACAGAGUCACUCAACCAAAUGGCAAAUCAAAUCUAUCAGCUGAUUAUGUGAAUAUUCAGCUUAGUCACGCAAGAUAUUUGCUCAAGUAUUUGUUGUGUUUGUUUUAGUGUUAUCUGUUAUGUGUGACCUGAUUACAAUAAAAUCUAAUCUACAAUAAAAUAUGGUAAAAUCUACAAUAAAAUAUGAUUUUGAAUAAGAUCAUAAAUUAUUCAUCAGACACAAGCAUUAUUUUGAUUCUAAUAUAAUCAACCCGAAGGCAGUGUUCUUAAUUAUGUGCAAAUUUAGAAUUGCUAAUAAUUCAGUUAAUUAUUAGAUCACAAAAUGUUAAUUUCAGAACUAUUAUAAUAAAUUCAAACUUUAAAUAUAUAUUUCUAAAGGUUCCUUUAGAAGAAGCAGCAGCAGUCUUUUGGGUAAAUAUCUCAAUUUGCCCAUCUGUCAUCUUUUCGGUGCAAUGAUUUUCAGAUUUACAUCAUUUCUGUGCUUGAUACUUUUCCAGAGAGAGAUCACUGUUAAUCACUGAAAUCUGAUCCAUCUGUAUGGCUUACCGCAUAACACUCUUGAUUUCAUACAGACAGAAAUGUAUUUCUAUUUUAACCCACGGAUAUGCUUGAAACAAAUAGCCUUGUGUUGAUGUGAAAUAAAAAUUCUUUUCUCAAAAUGUG